Mollisia scopiformis is the source of this 3057-nucleotide messenger RNA. Its product is annotated as Rad4-domain-containing protein. Gene Ontology annotation, cellular component: XPC complex; nucleotide-excision repair factor 2 complex; nucleus. The transcript has 3 exons. Gene Ontology annotation, molecular function: damaged DNA binding; single-stranded DNA binding. Bases 155 to 2650 code for a protein of 831 amino acids. NCBI's taxonomy places the organism in Eukaryota, Fungi, Ascomycota, Leotiomycetes, Helotiales, Mollisiaceae. Gene Ontology annotation, biological process: mismatch repair; nucleotide-excision repair. The record is from RefSeq and is a predicted model, not a curated record.
AUUCACCAUUUGCCUUCAACAAAUUGUAUCAAUACUUUGCUUUUAAUUGCUUACAGUGGUAAUAGCAACCGGGACUACUGCACCUAUGAGCAUUGCUCUUCAAGAGGAAUCUGUCCUGAGAAGGUUGUCUUUCAGGCAACCAUGAGCCGCCACCAUGCCUCCAAGAAGAAGAGGACGACCAUCAAAGAACACAUCCAAUCUGAACGAUGACGAAAAUAAAUUCCCGGGACUUGCGGGUCCAAGUGCAUCCCCAGCAAGUUCUUCCAAAAAGAGAGCCUCUGCAAGAAAAGGCAAAGGCAAAGUCAACCCAAGCCAAACGGCUGUUCCGGAUGUCUACCGGGAAAUGCUUGCUGAUCUCCCGAUACAACCGGACGUUCCCGAAAGACCCCUAAAGAGGCGAAGGACUGGCAAACGAAACUUCAACUCAACAUUAGCGAGCUCACCUACAGACCCUGACCCGGUGACACAAGAGCCGGAUGAUGAGGAAGAAUUGGAAUUUGAGGAUGUACUUGCUCCUCAAGCCGAAGAGUCUUCGGAUGAGGAUGAAUUUACGCUACCACGAAAGCUACAGCAGACUGCUUACCGGGAUACUGAUGAAUCUGAGGACGAGGACUUCGAUUGGGAAGGCAUAGGUUUUGAUGCCAAGCCAGAAGUUGAAGAGAGCGGAGACUUAGAAUUGACACUUGUGAAGAAGCCUGAACCGAGUCCGAAAACACCAAUUCAGAGAAGGAGAGCGGUCUCAAAAGAAGAGAGAGUGGCUCGUCUAGAAAUCCACAAGAUGCAUGUACUAUGUUUGCUCUCGUAUCUUGACAAAAGGAACGAAUGGAUCAAUGAUUCAGAUACCAAGGAGAUUCUUGGGACGUUGCUGGAUAAGAAGACCUUAGGUUCUCUGAGACCAAGGUCAGACUUGUCACAAUUCAGCCAGACCGAAUCUUUGAAAAGAGGUCUUGAUCAAGUCUGCAACAUGUGGAGAUCCAAAUUCCAGAUCACUGCAAGAGGCAUGAGAAGAGCACUUUGGGCUGAGGACGAUAAAGACCUCGAGAAUUACUCGCCUCCAGACGAUCUAGACAAUACAUUCGAAAAGUCAGACUUUCAAGAGGCUGCAAGGAAACUCAAGGGAUCCAGAGAUCUAGGAGCAUUACUCUUUUGUUCACUGCUCAGAAGUGCUGACGUUGAGACUCGACUUGUAUGCUCUCUUCAAGUACUAUCUUUCAAUACCGGCGGCCCUCCUAUGCAACGAGCUCCAAAGAAGAAGCCCAACCCAGCAACCCCAGAGAGCGAUAAGCCAACACCUGUUGAUAUCAAUGGGCCCAAUUCUCCCUCUGGCAACGCUCGCUCAGCAGCUGCCCCUGGCAUGUCGAUGAAUCCUCGAUCACGUCUUGGCCACCCACAUGCUGCUAAUUAUUUCAUGCCAGAAAUGAGUUCUCCGGCUCUCCUACCCAAACCGAAACCGAAACCCAUCCGUGAAUCUCCUUUCCCUGUAUUCUGGGUUGAAGUCUUCGAUGAAGCGCACCAGAAAUGGUUACCUGUUGAUCCUCUGGUGACAGAGUCAAUAGCAAAACCUAUGAGAUUCGAGCCACCGGCCAAUGAUCGCGAAAAUAGCAUGACAUAUGUGAUCGCUUUCGAGGAAGAAGGUUGUGCUCGAGAUGUGACCAGGAGAUAUACAAAGGCAUAUAACGCCAAGACGAGGAAGAACCGAGUCGAGAGUACACCCGGAGGAGAUAAGUGGUGGAGGCGAGCUAUGAGGCCGUAUCGUCGUGGAUAUACAAACGAUGCUGAUCAGAUAGAGGACACAGAAUUCGCAGCCGCAGAAGCACGAGAACCUAUGCCCAAAAACAUCCAGGACUUCAAAGAUCAUCCUUACUAUGCUCUUGAAAGACACCUCAGAAGGAACGAGGUCUUGAUCAGCACUCGAGAAGCAGGCAAAGUUGCAGCAGGCAGAGAUGCUAAUGCUCCUGGUGGGAAGAAGCUAGAGAGUAUUUACAGAAGGAAGGACGUCAAAAUUGCUAGGAGUGCGGAUGCAUGGUAUCGACUAGGAAGAGAUAUCAAAGUGGGAGAACAGCCUGUGAAGACUGUUGCUCCUAAGAAACGGGCUGAAGCGGACGAUAUGGAUGAUGAAGAUGAUCGAGCCGGAACCAACCUUUAUACAGAAGCACAAACAGAGCUAUGUGCUGUGCCACCUGUUGUGGAUGGCAUAAUCCCUAAGAACAGGUAUGGGAAUCUGGACGUUUACGUUCCUACUAUGGUACCUCAAGGAGGAGUGCAUAUACCUUAUGCUGAGGCACAGCGCGCUGCAAGAAUUGUGGGUGUCGACUACGCCGACGCAGUAACAGGAUUCGAAUUCCGAGGACGGCAUGGAACGGCUGUCAUCAAAGGAGUUGUCGUCGCUACCGAAUAUCAAGAAGCAGUUGAAGCGAUAAUCGCAGGUCUUCGCGACGAACUAGCUCGAGCUGAAGAAGCUAUGCGUGCAUCUGCUGUCGUGAAGAUGUGGAAACGGUUCCUGGUUGGUCUGAGGAUCAGACAGCGCAUCAGUGGUUAUGGUGGCGAUGAAGAUGAACCUGAUGCGGUCCAGGAGGAUGUUGGAGAAUCGGAAAGCGAUAUUAGCGAGUUCGUUGAUGAUGAAGAGGGAGGAGGGUUCAUUCCGGAAUGAGGCACACGAGUCACGGAUCGAGUACGAGACGAAACAUCUAAUGGCCCAGACUGAUAUAUGGCAAAGAAACGAUAUAAGGACCCGCCACGUUACUUGAUCUAGGGUCCUAAUAUCAGAACGUUUUGCAUACUCCAGAAUAAACGAACGGCCGAAUAUGAAAUGAAUUUUUCCCUGCAACUCUUCACGUGGCCGCCUGAUUCAUCAUUUCGUCACCUUCCAUUCCUCGAACAUCAAUCCUCAAAGUAAAAAGUUCACCUCUAAUCGCUCGCCAAAACCGCGCUAAAGCUCUCCACCAAUCACAGCCUCAAUCCUCUACAAUACUCUAUAAAGUUAAAUAAGCAGAUCUUUGCCAUCAUCCUCUGAGACAGCGGCCUCCAGGGUAUAGAUGCUUGCGACUAUCGUGCCUC